This is a messenger RNA of Menidia menidia (Atlantic silverside), 4561 nucleotides long. NCBI's taxonomy places the organism in Eukaryota, Metazoa, Chordata, Actinopteri, Atheriniformes, Atherinopsidae. The record is from the annotation of a GenBank genome assembly.
UUGAGGAGCGUCCAGGCGCUGUGCAUUUGGCUUCUCCUCACUCAGUCUUUUAUUUUGUGUUAAACGGGAUCGUCCAUCAUUAGUGACUCCUGAUUUGGUCAUUUUAUCAUCUGUUUGGCGUUCUAAAGUUGCCAGGUGGAGAUUAUGGAACAAACAGUCAGAGGAGAGAUGAAAAGGAGAAAGCGAAUGCAUUAAGUGUUGGAUACUUUCAACUGUUUCGAUUCGCCAACUGGAAAGACAAACUCAUGAUGGUGGUGGGGAGCCUGUGUGCUCUCAUUCAUGGUUCGGCUUCACCUCUCAUGCUUCUAGUUUAUGGCAUGAUGACGAACACAUUUGUGGCGUAUGAGCUGGAAGUCCAGGAGCUGAAAGACCCGAACAAGGAAUGCCAGAACGGCACCAUCUAUUGGACCAAUGGCACCAUUUAUGAAAGCACUGACAACAGCACAGUUGCCUGUGGAGUUGAUAUUGAAGCACAGAUGACCAUGUUUGCUUAUUACUACAUUGGCAUUGGAAUAGGUGUUCUGGUUGUUAGUUACUUUCAGAUUGUUUGUUGGGUGGCAGCAGCUGCAAAACAAACUCACAGAAUCCGAAAGACCUACUUCAGAAAAGUAAUGCGAAUGGAGAUCGGAUGGUUUGACUGCAAUUCGGUUGGUGAACUGAACACAAGAAUAUCUGAUGAUAUAAAUAAGAUUAAUAAUGCCAUCGCUGAUCAGGUCUCCAUUUUUAUUGAGAGGAUCUCGACUUUCAUAUUUGGCUUCAUGGUUGGAUUCAUCGGUGGGUGGAAGCUGACUCUGGUUGUCAUAGCUGUGAGCCCACUGAUUGGUCUAGCUGCUGGAUUGAUGGCCAUGGCUGUGGCCAGACUGACAGGCCGAGAGCUGAAGGCCUAUGCAAAGGCAGGAGCAGUGGCUGACGAGGUCCUGUCUGCCAUCAGGACAGUAGCAGCCUUUGGUGGGGAGGAAAAAGAAGCUGAAAGGUAUGACAGAAACCUUGUGGAUGCUCAGAACUGGGGUGUAAAAAAGGGUUCAAUCAUCGGAGUGUUUCAAGGAUACUUGUGGUGCAUCAUCUUCCUCUGUUACGCUCUGGCCUUUUGGUAUGGAUCUAAACUGGUCAUCGACACCAAGGAGCUGUCCCCCGGUAGCCUUAUUCAGGUUUUCUUUGGAGUACUCAUGGCUGCUAUGAACCUUGGUCAGGCCUCACCUUGCUUAGAGGCCUUUGCUUCUGGUCGCGCUGCUGCAAAGGCUAUUUUUGAAACAAUUGACCGGGAACCAGAAAUCGAUUGUCUCUCUGAUGGUGGCUAUAAAUUAGACAAGGUCAAAGGUGAUAUUGAGUUCCAUAAUGUCACUUUUUACUAUCCAUCACGCCCUGAAGUCAAGAUUUUAGAUCAUUUAAGUGUGCAGUUAAAAGCUGGAGAAACCACUGCUUUUGUGGGUCCGAGUGGAUCUGGAAAGAGCACCGCAAUCCAACUAAUUCAAAGGUUUUAUGACCCAAAGGAAGGAAUGGUGUGCUUGGACGGCCACGACAUCCGAACUUUAAACAUCCAGUGGCUCCGCUCGCUCAUCGGCAUCGUGGAGCAGGAACCAGUGCUGUUUGCCACAACCAUUGCUGACAACAUACGAUACGGUCAACCUGGAGUGACCAUGGACGACAUCAUAAAGGCAGCAAAAGAGGCCAAUGCUUAUAGUUUUAUUAUGGAUCUGCCACAGAAAUUUGACACGAUGGUGGGGGAAGGCGGAGGCCAGAUGAGUGGAGGGCAGAAGCAGAGGAUCGCUAUUGCUCGAGCUCUCAUCCGAAACCCAAGGAUUCUGCUUCUGGAUAUGGCCACAUCUGCUUUGGAUAAUGAGAGUGAAGCUGUAGUCCAGAAAGCCCUGGAUAAUGUACGAGCAGGCAGGACGACGAUCUCCAUAGCCCAUCGUCUGUCCACCAUCAGGAAUGCUGAUGUGAUUGUGGGAUUUGAGCAUGGACAGGCUGUUGAGAGAGGGAAACACAACGAGCUUCUAGAAAGACAGGGUGUCUACUUCACUCUCGUUACCUUGCAGAACCAGGGCUCAUCUAACACAGCCACUGAUGUGAUUAGUGAAGCUCCAGAUGAAGACGUUGACCUAAAAGUGGGGAGUUUUCGGCGUGGAAGCCGCAGAUCAAGUAAAAGGAGCUCUGUUCGGCUGCGAUCCCAGAGCAAACUCUCAAAUGAUUUUGUCCCAGAUGCCGUAUCGGGCAGCCUCAAGAUUCUCUCAGAUGUGGACAUCACUCAAGAAAAUGCCUUCGAUGAGGAUAUAGACGAGCAUGAAGAACCAGCUCCAGUAGCACGCAUCCUGAAGUACAACCAGCCGGAAUGGCCGUACAUGCUGAUGGGUUCUCUGGGAGCCGGCAUCAAUGGCUCCGUCAACCCCAUCUAUGCCAUCCUGUUCAGCCAGAUUCUUGGGACUUUUUCUAUCCGGGACUUGAAUGAGCAGCGGGAGCAGAUCAACGGCAUAUGCGUUUUGUUUUGCAUCGUGGCUGUGAUCAGUUUCUUCUCCCAGUUUGUUCAGGGAUAUGCCUUUGCUAAGUCUGGAGAAUUGCUGACCCGUCGUCUGAGGAAAUUAGGUUUCCAGGCCAUGCUUAGACAGGAGAUUGGCUGGUUUGAUGACCCUCGAAACAGUUCUGGAGCUCUAACCACCAGACUUGCCACAGAUGCAUCCAUGGUCCAGGGGGCAACAGGUUCCCAGAUUGGCAUGAUCGUGAACUCCUUGACCAGCAUAGGAGCCUCAUUUAUAAUUGCAUUCUACUUCAGCUGGAAGUUAACAUUGGUUAUUAUGUGCUUCCUACCUCUAAUUGGGCUGUCUGGGGCAUUCCAAGCCAAAAUGCUGACCGGUUUUGCAAAUGAGGAUAAAAAAGCCAUGGAAAUAGCUGGACGGGUAUCAAGUGAAGCUCUGUCCAACAUCAGAACCAUUGCAGGCUUGGCCAAAGAGCAAACAUUCGUGGAGACUUAUGAACAGAAACUUGAGCUGCCAUAUAGAGCGGCAAAGAAGAAAGCCAACAUCUAUGGAAUCUGUUUCGGCUUCGCCCAGUGUGUCAUUUUCAUGGCUUAUGCUGCUUCUUUUAGAUAUGGAGGCUACCUGGUCAGAGCCGAGGGAUUACAGUACAUGUUUGUUUUUAGAGUGAUUUCUGCUGUAGUAAUCAGUGGAACGGCUCUGGGCAGAGCAUCAUCCUUCACUCCCGAUUAUGCAAAAGCAAAAACUGCUGCCACUCAACUUUUCAAACUCUUGGACAGAGUCCCUAAAAUCAACAUGAGCCACACGGAUGGAAAGAAAUGGGAGAACUUUAAAGGGGAGGUCGACUUUGUGAACUGUAAGUUUACCUAUCCCACACGACCAGACGUCCAGGUACUGAAUGGCCUGGUGGUGUCUGUGAAACCUGGCCAGACGCUGGCGUUUGUUGGGAGCAGCGGCUGUGGGAAAAGCACCAGCGUUCAGUUACUGGAGAGGUUUUAUGAUCCUGACGAGGGACAAGUGUUGAUUGAUGGACAGCCAUCCCAUAGCGUCAAUGUGCCUUUCCUGAGAUCUCAGAUUGGCAUCGUGUCACAGGAGCCCGUUUUAUUUGACUGCAGCAUAGCUGAAAAUAUACAGUACGGAGACAACACACGCAAUGUGCACAUGGAGGACGUAAUUGAGGCUGCCAAGAAAGCUUAUCUUCAUGACUUUGUGAUGACUCUCCCUGAUAAAUAUGAGACUCAAGUUGGUGCCCAAGGUUCCCAGCUGUCGAGAGGACAGAAACAACGGAUUGCUAUUGCCAGGGCCAUUGUCAGGAAGCCCAAGAUCCUGCUGCUGGACGAGGCUACUUCUGCCCUGGACACAGAGAGUGAACAGACUGUCCAGUCUGCUCUGGAUGAGGCCAGAAAAGGACGAACCUGCAUUGUCAUUGCUCACAGACUGUCCACCAUCCAGACGGCUGACAUCAUAGCGGUGAUGUCUCGUGGAGUUGUCAUAGAGCAAGGCACGCAUCACAACCUCAUGGCCAAUAGGGGUGCCUAUUAUAAACUGGUCACAACAGGUGCUCCAAUCAGCUAAUGACCUUUAGAAAUAUUUGAUAGAAUGUAGUGUUGGUUAAGUUUCCUGCAAUCUGUAUGAAAGAGACUUACAAUGCAAUGCAAUGAACUGCAAAACAGCUAAAAGACCCUGUUUCAGAUGUAAACAUACUGGCAUACUGUUGUGUGGUAAACUUGCCCAGAAUAUUUAAAAAUAUCUUUAGGUUUCAGGGCAAUAGUUUCUAAAUGUCUUGGAAGGCGUCUUACAUAUUGUGCUUUAAAUAGCCUUUAAGAUGUGUUAUGAUUGUUCCAUUAAUCACUGGUUAUGGAAAGUUAAAGCUAUUUAUUGAAUAUUUAUUUGUUAGAAGACAUUUUGCGUAGAUGAAUAGGAUGAUCAUUUCCACAUGUGGUGUUUGUAUUGCCGGACCAUUGUUGGAUGAUUCAAUGUUUUGAAAUAUUGCUAAUACGUUGUGCAGUCGAUAAAGAAAAAACAAAGACACAUUUUCUAUGUAAAUUUAAAAGUUUGUCAGAAUAGUGACCACACACAAUAAUGUGUUUGCA